CGCCUACUCCGAGUGCGCGGGCCCGUCGUCGACGCUGUUCCAAUGCUGUGUGAGCCGUCUCCGACGCUCUCCGUCGCAGCAGCAUCGUUAGUUGGUGUUGGGAGGUCUUGAAGCCAUUGCCGGCGGCAGUAGCGUAUCUCGGUGCCACUCCGACUGCGCGGCAGUGACCACGUGGUGCCCCGUCGGUGGGCUUCCGAACUCGCGAGACAUCCAUCCCGCUCUCUCUUUCCAUCCAUCCACCAAACAAUGUCGGACGACGAGCAGUUCGACGAAGUCGUCUACGAGACAAGGACUCCGGCAGAGGCGCCGUCGCGUGCUUGUGACGCUUGCCGCAAGAUGAAGAUCAAGUGCAUCGACAAGGAGAAGCCGCCGUGCAAGCGCUGUAAACAGAUGAAGAUUCAAUGCCGCUUCGUCAUGGGCCCCAUGCCGCGGCAGGUGCUCGAGGAGACCGAGGCGACCAAGUCCCGCCUCGAGGAGCUCGAAGGCCACGUCUCGGGCAUCUACAAAAAGCUUGAUCAGAUGACGGAUGUACUGUCGCGCCUGGUUCCGCCGACACCGGCGAGUGCGGCUGGCGUCUCCCCCACCGCGCCUCCCCACCGACAUCCCCUGCGCACCGAGUCAUACGAGCCGCCGCCGUCAAUGACUCCGUGGUCUGACUCGAGUGGGCCGCCCUCGCUCGGUCGUAACCCCUUCGAGCAUGUGGCGCCUCACCACAACCCUACGCAUAUGCACCCCCCGCCUCACAUGCAUGUCCCACCUCCACAUUCGCAUAACUCGCAUACCCCACAUCAUCCGCAUCACACGCCGACGCACCUGCAUGCGCCGCAGCAGGCGCCGAUGAGCCAUGAGCGCGAGCGUCUGCCGGCACGCACGCGCUCAUCGUCCCCGCUCAGUCAUGACGACAUGCUGGAAGCGGCAGCGGAGGGUGAGCCCUUCCGCCACUUCACCAAGCAGGAGGAGGACGCACACAUUCUGCGCGACGGCGGACCGGUCCCGCCGCCCGCGCGCAAGCGCAAGCGCAACACAGGCACGAGUGAUGGAGACGAGUGGGAGCCGCCGAUCCGCGAACGCGGCGACUUGCUAGCACACGCUCUUGAUCCCAUCACCAGCGGGCAGAUUCCCGAAGACGAGGCGCGCCACCUCUUUGACCGCUUCUUCAAAUACUCGCACCCAUUUGUGCCCGUCUUCGACCCGAAGGAGGACACGUUCGAGCACAUGCGCAAGUCGCCGCUGUGCAUGACUGUGAUUUUGAUGGUGGCGCUGCGGCACCGUGAGGCAGCAGGCGAACCGUCCGCGCUCUCCCGGCAACUCAAGGAUCAGGCGGAGCACAUGGUCAAGCUCACCUUGUUUUCGCCUGUGGCGACGCUCGAGACGGUACAGGGCCUGACUGUGCUUGUGCACUACUCAGAACAUGCGUGGCGGACGUGCUGCCACGCCACGGCCUUGGCCGUCGACAUGCGCCUGUACCGCUGCCUGCCGUACCUCCACAAGAUCCGUACCGCACGGCAUCCCAACCGGCUGCUGGAGAGGCAGCGUCCACUCGUCGCUGGUGCGCGCGUGUGGCUAGCGCUCAUGCGCUUGUCGUACGAGAUGUCGUUCAACCACUCUCUGCCCAUCCAGUUCAACAGCCCACACGGCAAGCGCACGCAGUAUGCGCGUGACUUGCUGGAUCACCCGCUGUCAAAUCUCAACGACUCGCGCCUUGUUACUGCCUGCGAGAUGUGUGAGCUUCGCGAAAUCCCGUUCCGCCCACAUGAGAGCCUCGCGAGCCAGGACCAGGCCGAAGUCGACCGCCUCGUGCGCAUGGCCAACCGGGGCAUACACGAGCUUGAAUAUUUCACGUGCUUGCUUAUCCCUGACCGUAUCGGCCUUCCAAAUGACCACUUUCUCCGCAUUGAGCUCGACAACCAGAAGGCGUACUGCAUCAUGUACACGAACUCGCCGGCAUGGCAUGGCGUGCACAAGAAGGGCGACAUUGCGCGCCUCAACCCAGAGCGUCAGGGCUGGGUGGCCGAAGCUAUGCGAUGCGGGGCAUUCCUUGUCUCUUGCUUGGCGAACAAGCGCCUCGAAGAGGAGAGCGAGUUCGGGAACCACGGUUACUACGUCGGCAUCGUCGCGACGAGCCGCUACCUGAUCCGGAUGUGCGAGCUCCUCCCUACCGCAUGCGACUUGCAAGACAUCAGCCUGAACAUCGACAAGCUGCUGCUCAAGCUCCCAGUCUUCGCCGCAGGCCCCUUCGCCGACGGCCUGCGCCGCACGCUGCGCAAAGCCCGCGAACAAGGCAUUCUGCCAUACACACGCAUCUCGGACGCGGCGGUCCAGCCCGCGCCCGAGACCGCGGCGUCGCGCCGCGCCUCGGCCGUCGCGGCCACACAGUAUCCCGGCUUCAACCCCUUUCCGUGGCAGGACCCCGUACAGGCGUUCCAAGUUACGCCGCCCGCGCCGGGCCCGGGGUCCGCGACCGGGCCGUCGCCCGUCGAGACGCACCUCCUCCCGGCCGACCCCGGGGCGUGGCCCGACGAGUUCAACCUCGCCGCGUGGUUCCCGAGCGCAGACGAGAUGAGCGUGGAUAUUUCCGCGCUGGAUGAUAUGGCCAAUUGGUUCCCGGCUGCGCCGCAGGUAUGGCAGGAGCCGGGGGGGAUGUAGGGGGAGGGG
Cutaneotrichosporon oleaginosum is the source of this 2655-nucleotide messenger RNA. The record is from RefSeq and is a predicted model, not a curated record. NCBI's taxonomy places the organism in Eukaryota, Fungi, Basidiomycota, Tremellomycetes, Trichosporonales, Trichosporonaceae.